CCCGGCGGGUGGCGCUUUCCCCGCAGCUGCCGCUCGGGACUCUGCGCUGCUGGAGACCGGCGAGAACGUCCCCGAGAGCCCGCGCUCCGGUCCUGCCUGCGGCUAGCUCAAGACCCAGGUCCGAGAGGAAGCGCUGGAGCCGGAGUUCCGUCCGCGCCAUCAGGACGCGUCUGCCCGACCUCGGCCCCAGCCGCCUGCCCUGGAGCCGCUGAAGGACGUCCACCUGGGCCUGGCCCCGCCAACCCGCGGCCCCGCUCGCCUGGCCCUGCUCUCGGGCCACUACCUUUACUAUCACUACGGCUGCGAUGGCCUGGACGACCGGGGCUGGGGCUGCGGCUACCGCACUCUGCAGACGCUGUGCUCGUGGCCAGAGGGCCGGCCCGCGGGCGUGCCCGGACUGACCGCCGUGCAGGCGGCUCUGGAGGACAUGGGUGACAAGCCCCCCGGGUUCCGGGGCUCCCGGAGCUGGAUUGGUUGUGUAGAAGCCAGCCUCUGCCUCGACCACUUCGGAGGGCCCCAGGGGCGCCUGUGUCACGUACCCCGUGGAGCAGGGCUUCAGGGGGAACUAGAGAGGCUUUACUCCCACUUCGCUGGGGGCGGGGGGCCUGUAAUGGUUGGGGGCGAUGCAGAUGCCCGGUCCAAGGCCUUACUGGGAGUCUGCCUGGGUCCAGGCACAGAAGCCUAUGUUCUGGUAUUGGACCCUCACUUCUGGGGUACUCCGAAAAAUCCCAGUGAACUACAGGCAGCUGGGUGGGUAGGAUGGAAAGAGGUAGGCACAGCCUUUGACAGCAACUCCUUCUACAACCUGUGUUUGACCACCUGCAACUCCCAGAAGCAGCAGCACGCCCUGGACUGAGGCUCAGGUCCCAGAAUGGAGACUAUCUCUGGACCCAAACAUACCUAAAUAAACCCUUUACUCCAAGGCAAAA
Neogale vison (American mink) is the source of this 929-nucleotide messenger RNA. RefSeq names its product UFM1 specific peptidase 1 (inactive) (gene UFSP1). NCBI's taxonomy places the organism in Eukaryota, Metazoa, Chordata, Mammalia, Carnivora, Mustelidae. The record is from RefSeq and is a predicted model, not a curated record. The coding region runs from base 428 to 856 and encodes 142 amino acids. The transcript has a single exon.